Molecule: messenger RNA, 426 nt
Organism: Amaranthus tricolor (Joseph's coat)
Lineage: Eukaryota; Viridiplantae; Streptophyta; Magnoliopsida; Caryophyllales; Amaranthaceae
Exons: 3
Coding region: 1-426 (141 amino acids)
Source: RefSeq, a predicted model, not a curated record
AUGUCAUGCUUUCACCUAAAAAACAAAUUUGUUGCUUUUGAUUCCAAGAAAUUGUGGCGACUUGCUCAGUUUUAUCCUAAUGAAUUUUCAAGUAGGGAUUUAUUGUACUUUGAGUAUCAACUUGAAAUUUUCAUUUAUGAUGUUCGGAUGUUGACUCUCUCAAUGGUGACAACAUCAGUUGAAAGAUCUUUUCCUGCGAUGACAUUUAUCAGGAAUAAACUCCGUAAUAGCAUGGGUGAUGAGUUUCUAAAUGACAAUUUAGUCACUUAUUUGGAGCGGGACUUAUUUGAAAAUGUUCAUAAUAUAGUUAUUGCUAGACAAUUUAAACAUAUGAAACGUCGUCGAAAUGGCCCUAUCUCAACCAGGGAUCGAAACUGGUAUGAUGGUGAUGGUGAUGAUGAUGAUGUGAUUAUGUUAACACAUUGA